Morus notabilis is the source of this 2513-nucleotide messenger RNA. Its product is annotated as receptor-like protein kinase HERK 1. Gene Ontology annotation, biological process: protein autophosphorylation. Gene Ontology annotation, cellular component: plasma membrane; plasmodesma. The record is from RefSeq and is a predicted model, not a curated record. NCBI's taxonomy places the organism in Eukaryota, Viridiplantae, Streptophyta, Magnoliopsida, Rosales, Moraceae. Gene Ontology annotation, molecular function: transmembrane receptor protein tyrosine kinase activity; ATP binding. The coding region runs from base 132 to 2513 and encodes 793 amino acids. The transcript is spliced from 2 exons.
GACUGUUCUCUCUCUUGAAGCUCACAAAAGCAGGUAGAGCACGUUUCGUCAUCUCUUCCUUGUUGAUUGGCUCCUACCCUCGGAAUUAUUUUCAUAAUUAAUGCAAGUUGAACAAAUUCUUGACCAGAAUUAUGAGUUACAUGAAAGUGGUACUUUUCAUAUCAAUUUUCCAUCAGGGAUUUAGCUCUUCUUCAGGAUUUGAUCCCAUAGAUAAUUAUCUUAUAGACUGUGGAUCACCCACCAAUACCUCAGUCAGUGAUCGUGUUUUUAUAUCUGAUUAUACAGCUUCAAAGUUUCUUUCAACUCCUCAAGAUGUUCUUGCCAAUACCACCAAUAAAUCAACCAUUUCCUCUAGUGAUUCACCCUUAUAUCAAACAGCAAGAAUCUUCACCCAAACAUCAACCUACAAAUUUCCAAUCCUCCGUCAAGGUAGACACUGGAUUCGGCUAUACUUCUCACCAUUUUCUUAUGAAGCAUAUGACAUGACCACUGCAAGAUUUUCGGUUUUCACCGAAAACCAUGUCCUCCUCAGUGACUUCUGCACGUAUGAUACCACUUAUCUUAAAGAAUUCUCUGUGAAUGUGACAUCAAAUAGUCUUGUCAUUACGCUCUCACCUUCAGCGAAUUCAUUUGCAUUCUUGAACGCCGUAGAAGUUGUGUCGGUCCCUGAUGAGCUCAUUACCAAUGAUUCGGUAUCCAUUGUUGUCUCACUUGAUCAAUACUUCGAAGGAUUGUCCAGUCAGGCAUUUGAGACGGUUGCGAGGGUAAACAUGGGUGGUCCAAUGGUGUUUUCCGAGAAUGACACCCUUUGGCGAACAUGGGUUCCCGACCAAAGUUUUCUGGUACACAAAGACAUUGUCAUAAAUGUGUCAAACAUUGACGCUGUUAAGUAUAUUACUGGAGGAAAGGCAACCCCUAAUAUUGCUCCAGCUAUAGUUUAUGGUACUGCCACAAUACUGGAUCUCCUUUCUGAGACUUUCCAAAGAAUUUUCAAUAUAACUUGGGAGUUCAAAGUGGAUCAAGGAUUUCAUUACCUCAUCAGAUUUCACUUUUGUGAUAUAAUAAGUGAUUAUCUCAACACUCUCUACCUCAAUGUGUAUAUAAAUUCCUGGAGUGUUGCUACCAAUCUUGACACCAGUGCUUUGUCCUCUUACUCGCUUGGAUCACCAUUCUACAUGGAUUGUGUUACAAUGUCAACGGUUAGCAAUAAGCUUCGUGUAACUAUUGGGUCUUCUAUUAUAAAUGGUGAUAUCUCCAAUGGUAUUCUAAAUGGGCUGGAGAUCUUGAAGAUCAACAAUUCUAUAGGAAACUUGGGUUCUCCAGCUAUGUCUUCAAUUAAGGAAAAGAAUAUUGCAGUGUUAUCAAUAUGCGUGAGUAUUGGGGGAUUCCUUGUAGUGACAAUGUCUGUAGUUUUCUUAUUGAUUAUCUGCAAAAAACUGAAAAAAUCACAAGCACACCAGGGCCAUUCUAAGACAACCGCCACUGCAAUCGAUGCUUCGAAGUAUGAGACUCGCAUUCCCUUUCCUAUCGUUCAAGAGGCUACGAACAAUUUCGACGAGAGCUUGGUUAUUGGGACCGGUGGCUUCGGGAAGGUAUACAAGGGAGUUUUGAGUGAUGGGACAAAAGUUGCAGUUAAGAGAAAAAAUCCGGGGUCUCAACAAGGGCUACAAGAAUUCCGCACCGAAAUCAAGAUGUUAUUGCUAUUUCGUCACCGCCAUCUUGUUUCAUUAAUUGGUUAUUGCGAUGAAGGGAAUGAGAUGAUCUUAAUAUAUGAAUACAUGGAGAAUGGAGCACUAAGAAGUCAUUUGCAUGGCUCAGAACUCCAAACAUACCUAACUUGGAAGCAAAGGCUUGAAAUAUGUAUUGGUGCAGCUAGAGGAUUGCAUUACCUUCACACUGGCUUUGCCAAAGGAAUUAUCCACCGUGAUGUGAAGUCUGCAAAUAUUUUACUGGACGAGAACUUCAGAGCAAAAGUUGCGGAUUUCGGGCUCUCCAAGAUAGGGCCGGACAUGACUCAGGCAAAUCAUGUGAGCACGGCCGUGAAAGGGAGUUUUGGAUACUUUGAUCCUGAAUACUUUAGGAGGCGACGGCUGACGUUUAAGUCGGAUGUGUACUCAUUUGGGGUGGUUUUGUUUGAGGUACUAUGCGGAAGAGCAGCUCUGUGCCUUCCAACGGAGAAAAUCGGUUUAGCUGGGUGGGCAUUGAAAUGGCAGAAGACAGGGAAGAUGGAGGAAAUCAUAGAUCCUUCGCUUGUAGGAGAAAUUAGUCCAGAUUCUCUCAAGAAACUUGGAGAAACCGCCGAGAAAUGCUUGGCGGAAUUCGGUGUCAAUAGGCCCUCAAUGGGUGAAGUGCUGCAUAAUUUGGAGUGUGCUCUUCAACUUCAAGAGGCUGCAGAGAAAAACAUCACUACUAACAUGAUUGAUAAUUUACCUUUACAAGUUGACAGAAAAUUACAACAAUCUCUUUCGAGUCGUUGCGAAAGAUUAAGAGCCUGUUUGGUUCAUGGAUUAUAA